Metarhizium robertsii ARSEF 23 is the source of this 1794-nucleotide messenger RNA. Its product is annotated as DUF636 domain-containing protein. The record is from RefSeq and is a predicted model, not a curated record. The transcript is spliced from 2 exons. The coding region runs from base 1 to 1794 and encodes 597 amino acids. NCBI's taxonomy places the organism in Eukaryota, Fungi, Ascomycota, Sordariomycetes, Hypocreales, Clavicipitaceae.
AUGUUGAGAAAUGAAACCGCCGUGGGACGAAUCUUGUUGCCUCCUACCGGAUUGAGGACAACCGAUCUAAUAGUCGAGGAAGAAGAGCUUUUGUCAGGCCCAGCAGAGCCAGAUUCUCGUUCCUUCGUGCCCGAGGAACAAUUUGACGAGCUUGAAGCAUGGACGCCUGAGCAAAAAUGUCUCUGCAGUACUAGGUGGAAGAGAUACCUGGAGAAGGUGCAAGUGUCAGCACUUGGGGGAGAGGGUCAUGAGACAGAGCAGGACAGGUACCGAACUGUCUUGGAGAUGUUGGAGAGCGAAGAUGCCCGACUGGGGAAGGAAGGAUCGGAGGUUUCGCUGCAAAGAGAGAAGUGGGAGAUGAUGCAGCGGACUCGUCGAGUACGAGCUAGUCUUAGACCGCACCUCGACGAGCUGCAGGCCAUUGCCAACGCUGCUGAGAGGGUGCAGACGCACGAGAAACGACUGGCCCAGAUGAAAACGGAACAGGAGGAGUGGCUGGAAGACAUUUCCAAGAAUCCCGGAUGGCUUUGCAGCUUUAAGAACGUCCGAAUCGGGGGCUUUUUUGAUGUAGACUCUCGGGAGGCUCGAGUUGUCACUGGACUUUCGCACUCGAGGUACUACCUGGGCCACAGCGGCGGUGACUAUGUCUUUGAGUAUUGCGGCCCCAGAAUUACAAGUGGCGACGAAUACUGCCAGGGAGACGAGGCAUGGGAUCCGAAUGGUCCGGUAUGGAAGCAUCCUGGCUUGCACGGUGCAUUUGGCCUUGACCAGGGCGGUGCAGAGACUGCCAGCUUCAAGUUCCGGGGCUUAGUGCCACGGACCUGGAGAGAAUACUCGACACGAUUUGAACUCGUCUGUAAAGAUGUCCUGCAGGUACUCGCCGCAUUCAUUUCCUUUGAGCCGGAGGGUGAUGGCCCCCUAUGGGGUGCCCAGUACCAGCACGUCCCGACAUUCUCUGAAAUCAACAUUCGGAUACUAGCCCAUGUGCGCGAUGCUUGGCGAAUGAGGGUUUCGCUCAAUCAUCCGUACCUUUGCUGGGCCCGGUCGAUUUUGGACCAUCAUCCCCGGAUCUGCGAGUUCGCCUUCUUGGUCGAGCAACUGGACGGAAGACUGAGCCGUGGACUUACCAGAGUGGCAAUGGCACCACUUAUCGAGACGGUAGAGUCGGCGACAGAAAGGACCCUUGAAGAACUGCACGUCAUCUAUCAAGAUAUCCUGGGCAAAGAGGCAUUGAGGGAACUGCACGAAUCGAGAAAUAUUGAGCACUGCGUGCUUUAUGACAAGAAAGGCCAAGAAAUAGAGGAGAUACAUGCAUUCUACGCGCAGCCGAAAUUCUGUCUCGACCCUGUCCACCCGAACAAUCGCUUCAAUCGCCCACGAGUCCAGGAAGCAUUGGACACAGCAGUCAAUCUUUGCUGUCAAGAUUGGCAGUGGACUGACCGUACCGCUUCCGGAAUUCUAUUUGAGCUCCGCGACCAAUUCUGCACACCAAUCUCAACUGACAGCAUCGCGACGGUUGCUCAUCAGCUAGUGCCGCUCCAACCUCAGGAACUCGGUUCGGGUCAGGCAGAUCUGGCUCCAGGACAAGAUAGCCACAACGACACCUCCACAAUCGUAGUAAAAACAGAACCAGAAACGGCAUACACUCCUCCAGAGACAAGGGGAAGGAAGCGAAACGCAACGGAGUCGCAACAACAGUCUCCAGCGUCGGCAUCUCAGGAGAAGCACGAAUCCGACGACAAUCGUCGACCCAAACGACGUCGCGGCCGCCCACGCAACACACCGAGAACCUAA